Molecule: messenger RNA, 1159 nt
Organism: Hevea brasiliensis (rubber tree)
Lineage: Eukaryota; Viridiplantae; Streptophyta; Magnoliopsida; Malpighiales; Euphorbiaceae
Product: auxin-induced protein 22D
Exons: 4
Coding region: 106-687 (193 amino acids)
Biological process (GO): regulation of DNA-templated transcription
Cellular component (GO): nucleus
Molecular function (GO): protein binding
Source: RefSeq, a predicted model, not a curated record
CUUUGAUUCCCAUUCCCAUAACAAACUCAAAAACUCAACCAACCUUUCUCUCUGCAAGAAACCAAACCAAAAGUCAUUGAUAAAAAAUUGUUGGAAAAAAAAAAAAUGGAAGGCGUUGUUGCCUAUGAGAAUGAUCUCAACCUCAAGGCAACUGAGCUCAGACUUGGGUUGCCAGGAACUGAAAGAAAUCAGGAACAAGCAGUUUCUUGUGCUAGAAACAACAAGAGGCCAUUGCCGGAGACCGGAGAUCAGAAUGGUGGAGCCAAAGCCAAAUCUGAUGCUCCCAACACACCUCCUGCCCCUAAAGCACACACAGUGGGGUGGCCGCCAAUUCGGUCCUACAGGAAAAAUAGUUUGCAGCAGCCCAAGCAGACUGCGGCUGAAUCUUCUGUGAUGUACGUGAAAGUAAGCAUGGAUGGGGCACCAUACCUUAGAAAAAUUGACCUUAAGGUUUACCAAGGUUAUCCAGAGCUCCUCAAGGCCUUGGAGAACAUGUUCAAGUUCACCAUAGGUGAAUACUCAGAGAGAGAAGGCUACAAAGGAUCAGAAUAUGCUCCUACUUACGAGGACAAAGAUGGUGACUGGAUGCUGGUUGGAGAUGUUCCAUGGGAAAUGUUCAUGUCGUCUUGCAAGAGGUUGAGGAUCAUGAAAGGAUCAGAAGCAAGAGGCUUGGGCUGUGGAGUAUGAAAACCCCCACAAGCCAUAGCAGCAACCCAACAGAGCAGGGAAAAGACAACAUUUUUUUGACUAAUAUGAAGAGAAAAUCUUUACAGCUUGGGUUCUUCAGGAAGAUAUUCAAUCUGAAUCUCUGGGUCACGCUACUGACAGAUCCUCCGCAGCUGAACAAAAAUGGCAGAGUGUUUGGACAUCUAUAUGAUGUCAAUUUUGUUGGUCCUUGUGAUCUCAUCAAACCAAAACUGCAUACAGGAAGAUAUUCCCUUCAAAUGCAACUGUGUAAAUGGAAUUUUUUUUAAAAAAAAAAAAAAGGAAAUUGAAGAUAGGCCCCCCCAAUCCAAGUUUUAGUUUUGUAGCAAUCCAUACAAUACUAUAAAAUUAUAACGUACUAAAGUGUGUUGUUAAUUGCAAGAUUUUGUUUGCUUCUGUUUCUAAUGAUUCUAUACUUUCAAUGUUUUGUCAUGAAUUGAAAAUUUUUUAUUCU